CCAGAAAACAAUAUAAAAUCCAGCUGUCUUCCUACUGUCCCCUUCAGAAUUACCUGAUUCCACACACACGAGUCGCAAACAAUGCGUUUCUCCUCUGCAACUGUCCUCGCAAUCAUUGCUGCUUUAGUACCAUCAAUCUCUGCCAUGCCAGCUACUAGUGUUGCAGAUAACCCUUUCAACCCUCAAUGUUACAGAGCUUGCUGGUAUCACACUGAUUGCACUAAGCACGCAACUGAAGACUGCAUGGCAGAGCGGUUUCUGGUACUGCAUCCAUGUGAGUCGUAUUAUUGCCUUCACGAUGUCAUUAUGGCCGUUGACACUGACGCGCGAGUUAAGUUCUUUGCGUAUCGGAAAUGGCGCGAGAUUUCCGGGAAAUAUAGGAGAUGGUGUCAGAUCUGGGUCAAAUUGUUAUGUACGAAAAAGUCGUUUCAUAUGAAGUUUAGUGGACCCCAAAGUGUGCUAAGAUGUGCCUCCUGUGCCCUGGCGGAUAAUAUGAGCUUAACCAGUCGCUUGAAGAUAUCUAGCUCUCUUGCUGCCCAGAUGAGCCACGAUAUAAAAAUAGCAACAGCCACGCAUUCACUGACAAUCAAUGCCAGCAUGGUCAUUGUUGUAGACUUGAACACGUUGUACAGCGGUGCGACUCGGAUUGAGAAGUAAGUUGUCCACCACAUGAGCAUCGCAUAGUAGGGGAGACUGUUGAUCGUUGCAAGGGCUUUAUCUCCCAAAAACGUAUCAGUCAUAUUGCGCAGGAAGUCUCCCUGUGCAGACUGCUUAGCACAAGAGAGAUGAUUGCCAAGGCGACGACCUAUUGAAAGUUUGUCCGCUGAUUCACAACCAUGUCUUUGGUUUUGACGGGCCAGCAGGACUGAGAUGACCAAGGAGCCAGUUAGAGUCCGCUGGUGGCUGACUUUUGUAAUAUUAUCUUCCGACUCCUGCUGAGAGUGAAGAACUCAUCACCGAAAACCAGUUAACCCGGUAUGACAAAUGCCG
Suillus bovinus is the source of this 990-nucleotide messenger RNA. RefSeq lists its product as uncharacterized. The record is from RefSeq and is a predicted model, not a curated record. The coding region runs from base 82 to 657 and encodes 191 amino acids. The transcript is spliced from 4 exons. NCBI's taxonomy places the organism in Eukaryota, Fungi, Basidiomycota, Agaricomycetes, Boletales, Suillaceae.